Messenger RNA from Ruditapes philippinarum (Manila clam), 701 nucleotides. RefSeq lists its product as uncharacterized. The record is from RefSeq and is a predicted model, not a curated record. Gene Ontology annotation, molecular function: DNA binding. Lineage: Eukaryota; Metazoa; Mollusca; Bivalvia; Venerida; Veneridae. The transcript is spliced from 3 exons. Bases 69 to 701 code for a protein of 210 amino acids.
CAAAAAUCAUAGUUUAACACACGCGGCAAAAUAUUCAAACAUCGCUCAACAAAUUUCAACAGACAAACAUGGCAGAUAGCAUGAUUUACUUUCUGGUACAAUGGGAGGAUUGCUAUAUGAGUGUCAUUUCAUCCGAUAGCGUUCUUUUGCCGAAGAAAAACUCAAAAUGGGACUACGAAGAGGGCGAUCUAAUUGAGGCUGUUUACAACAGAGGGAAGUCGUACCAGGCAGUGAUUAGCGAGGUCCAUCGUUCGCCAAAGUUCUCAGCAGAGGUCAUUGUGGCAAACAAAAGAACCUCAAGAAGAGAAAGCCCAGAUGUGAUCAAGGAAGAAAUACGGGCACUGAGGAGGAAGAUAAGGAAGCUUGAAGAUAGGGUUGUGGCACUCGAGUCAGGUGGUUCCAGUCAGCAGGAUAAUCUAUUAAAAUUGGUUUCCCACCUGGAUGCUAAUGAUGUCCAGCAAGUUUUAUCAACACUAUGCAAAGCUAUAUUCUCAAAUGAGGAGUUGAUGAACUGCAGCAGAACAGGGAAGAGAACCAAUCAAUGUUCUGAGAGAGGGCCACACCCACCUUUGGACAUUGUUAAGGUUGAAAAGCUGGAGCAUUUAGUGCGUGAAAAAACUAACAUAAGCAAAGAUUGCUUCAUUAAAAAGUUCGAAAAUAUGCAGAAAACGAAAACACUGCGCCAAAAAAAGAAGCAAUAA